AUGGCGACUGCCAAGCGGCGCGACGAGCGCCGGAUUUUUGAACACUUUGUUAUCGCAGGAUUAAAGAAAGAUGCCGAACACAUCAGACCGACCGCACAAGAAUGUGGGCGGAGAAACACGGAACCGCUGGCGCCGAUCACCGACAUUUGCGUCAUUUUCCCGGAUCAAGGGGAGACGGUUCCCGACGGUUUUGAGAUGAUCCACUCGACCCCGCUAGCCUACCGUGCCGAUCUGAACCACGGGUCUUUUUUGCGAGGCGCUUCUUGUUUCCUGUGUUUCCGAAGGGGCUAUCAUAAGCCGCCAUUGAUAGACAUUGGGGUAUUAGACAAAGGACGUGGGGAGAAACCGAUGGUGGAUUCGACGACCGUUUUGACAACACCGUUCGGCCGGACGGCAAACGUCAAUAAUUCCUCUAAUGGCAUCUUCCUCACCUACCGUCGGGCACCCGCCAACAGCGCGCCCAGCCAGUUGGUCGUCACGCACAUUUCUGUGAUCAUUGCCAGCAAGGGCGAAAUCCCUCCGCACACCUACUACAAGAUCCCGAAAAAUUUGAACAAGGGGUUUGUCGGCUCCGAGGUCUACAUUUGCUAUAAGAAAUCGUUGGGCUCGGCAAAGCGGUUAGCCUACAAGCCUGCCAUUCUCGAUUACUUCCCGAAAAAGGCGCCUACAGACGAUGAAGAAGACGGUGAGCGGAAUUUGCUGGAAAACGUGCCCCUGUUUUGCCUGCCUAUGGGAGCAUUAAUUGAAUGUUGGUCGAACAAAUGUCAAACUCCCGAGCGUCAAUAUUCAACGUUUGUGCUCACUGACGAGAUGAAUCAAAAAUACUACGGCGCUUCCGUGACCUUCUACGAGAAAUACACCGGUGAUUUGAGUCCGGAGCAGCGGGACAAACUCGGGGUCGAAAUUCCGGAAAACGAGGAGGUUGGCGGUGCGAUGGACGAUACGGCAUCGGCAAAUGACCCGGCUGAGCAGUUUGCCUUCCACACAAACCUGUCAAUAUGCAUCGUCUCGCGCUACCCGUUCUUCCAUCCCUUCAAGCGCUUCUUGUUCUACAUCCAUCGGAUGGCCCGCGCAAGUAAUACGAUACACUCCGUGCCCAUUGAGCGGUAUAUUUCGCAUAUGAUGUACGAAGUCUCGUUCCCCACCCUGCGAAGACCGCGUGUUUUGAUGCAGCUCGGCGCGGAAAUGGUUACAUUUGAGGCCCAGGACGAGCAGCAGCUGCCUCAGUAUGGAGCCGCUCUGUUCGAGGCGCUAAAGAGCCUCGGCGUCGAGAGCACGUUGUACCUCUUUUUGCUGGCGCUGCUGGAGCAGAAGAUUUUGAUACACUCGUUGAGGCCGUGGCUGCUGACGGCGGUGGCGGAAACCGUGUGCACGCUGAUGUUCCCCUUCCAUUGGCAGUGUCCGUACGUGCCGCAGUGCCCGCUCAGCUUGGCUGGCGUCCUCCACGCUCCUCUCCCGUUCAUCGCCGGGGUCGAUUCCAGGUACUUUGACCUCUACGAAGACCCGCCCGUCGACGUCACCUGCUUCGACCUGGACACGCAGACGAUCAGCGGCAGCAAGACGCGCCACGAGAUCAAGCUCUCGAUGGUCCCGAAAAAGCCGUUGAAGAAGUUGCGCGCCUCGUUGGACGAGCUCAACAAGCUGAUUCAAAAGCAAGACUUCAACCUCAGCCAGCUGCAAAAGGGAGACUUUGUACGCACCGACGUCGAGCAGCAACUCCAGAUGAAAAAGAAGCAAAUUGAGAUUGGGAUCCAGGAGGCGUGUUUGAAGUUUAUGGCAUCGCUGAUGACGGGCUACCAAUCCUUCCUGCGCCCCAUCGUCUCCGCCCCGUCCAGCAAAUCGGCCACGGACACCGGCAACCUGUUCGAUGUCGAGGCCUUUCUGCGCACGCGUGACAAGGAGAAGCAAGAUUUCUACCGGCGCUUCUGCUCCACCCAGUCGUUCAUCCGCUUCAUCGAGGAGCGCUCCUUCGUCUCCGACAAGUCGGCCUACAACGCGUUUUUCGACGACUGCAUUCAGAAGAUGAUGUUGGCAGAUAUCUCGGGCGGCGAAAUUGGAGCCCUCCUCGAAAUGGACGCCUCUUUGACCUCGAACACCGUCUUCAUCCCGCCGCCCGAGCCGCUGCUCAACCUGGACGGCACGGAGCGCAGCUUCAAAUACACCGAAUUCCCGCGCCAGCUCGACCCGACCCUGUUCCAGCUCGACAAGCUGAACAUUGAGCAGAACACUGAGCCACUGCAAAUUCCGGUGGAAAAGGAAUUCGGGAGAUGCGCAGCCGUGCGUACGAAGCACGAGGUCCGCUCAUCGCUUCUCAUGGCUUCAAACGGUGUCAGGACUCAAAAACUCUACUGGCCCCGGAUCCUCGUCUUCUACGCGUAUUCCCUCUGGUUCAUGCAGCUGCCCUCGAUGUUGGCGCUGGCGAAGAAUAAGCGGAAAACGUUGAGGCUGGCUUUUCACGUCCUUGCCCGACUGGAGGCCACCGAGGUGAUCCCGUUGGACCAGGUGUGCUACCGGAUACUCAUCGAGCUGUGCGGACAAUGCGGAGAACCCCAUCUGGCCGUGCUGGUGCUCCACGCGAUGCGCCGCGCCGGGCUUGAGCAGAACGCUGUGACGUACGGCCUCUACCAUCGGGCGGUGAUGAACGCCGAAUGGCCGGCGGCUGGCCGAGUGAAGGCGGAUCUUUUGUGGCGUCGUUUGAGGAUGAUACUCAUCGGGAUGACACACUUCCGGAAUCGCCGCCGAUUCACUGGCGAGCGAAUGGCCGUUGACUCGGCGUCAGUAUCUGACCCGGGCUACCACAGCGAGGCGACGACAACGCCGGUCUCCGUAGCCAUCGACGAAACGCUAAGGGAGGAGGAUGAGGAAGACCGCUUGCGCACAGCCCCCUUCAUCAUCACCUCCACGCCGUUGGACGAAUCACGGAAAAUGUCGGAGAAUCGCGAGGUGAAGACACCAGAGCCGAGCGAAGAGAAGGAAGUGAGAAAUCCGUUGAUGCCCCGCCAUGAGAAUGCCGACCCGCUGGGCGCCCUCCAUCCGGACCGAAAUCAGCAUCACGACCAUGAGAGACAGAAAUCUGCUCCCCCCGACGUUGGAAUGUCGCCAGCCAGGGCCAAGUUUUUGGCCGACCACACCGAGGAGCGCCUGUUCAAGGAGGAGGGCGACAAGAAGCUGGACAAGGAGAAGAAGAGCGGCUGGUUCUCCGGCAUGGGCAAGAACAUCGCCAACAGCCCGUUGAUGAAGAUGAUUCGCAGUCAGACCACCGACCAAUUGGACAAGAAGUCCAUCAAUUCGGACGGGUCGUCGGAUAACGGGACGUCGCUGGGGAAUUUCGUAGCCAGCCCCUCGCUGCAUAACAUUGUCUCGCAAGUCAAAAAGGGAUACGACGAGGUCGUGCGAGAAGGAGGUGAGUGCACGAAGCACGGCAUGAUAAGAAACGGACAGACACACAUCGUCGAGUUUUUUGGGCUUCAUCAACGAUCGGUUGUCUUCCGGCUUGAUCUCAUUGAUGGUCGAUUC
Messenger RNA from Mesorhabditis spiculigera, 3516 nucleotides. The record is from the annotation of a GenBank genome assembly. Lineage: Eukaryota; Metazoa; Nematoda; Chromadorea; Rhabditida; Rhabditidae.